Molecule: messenger RNA, 4465 nt
Organism: Cataglyphis hispanica
Lineage: Eukaryota; Metazoa; Arthropoda; Insecta; Hymenoptera; Formicidae
Product: facilitated trehalose transporter Tret1-like
Exons: 3
Coding region: 211-1650 (479 amino acids)
Biological process (GO): transmembrane transport
Cellular component (GO): membrane
Molecular function (GO): transmembrane transporter activity
Source: RefSeq, a predicted model, not a curated record
CCUCAUAAAAGUGGGGACAACGAUAGGUUUGGCACAAAUUGCUGAUAACGCUGAUAAAGUAACAUAUAAAAUCUACAGCAUCAUAAAUACGCUUCAUUCCAUCUGAAAUGUGGGUUUAAUCCGGGCGUCCUCACACUUGUGAGCAUUCAUUCCUGGUAGCUUUUCCUGUGUUUCAUCGUUAUUUCUUCCUGUAAUAAGAAGAAAUAAAAGAUGGAGCAAUUCCGCAAUUGCUGGUGUCAAUAUCUAGCAGCAAUUACAGCUACCAUAUCGAUGGCUAUUGCCGGAUCUCACAUAGGCUGGACGUCACCAUCCUUACCAAUAUUGAAAUCAUCUAACUCCUCUGUUCGGAUAACAUCCGACGAUGCCUCUUGGAUCGCCUCGUUCUACCUUUUGGGCACCAUACCUGGAUGCAUUUUAGCAGCUUUCAUUGUGGACUGGCUGGGUCGGAAGAUAAGUUUACUUAUAGCUGGUGUACCUCUGUUUGUCGGAUUUAUUAUGAUAAUCACAGCAUGGAAUCCCUAUGUUCUCUAUGCUUCUCGCUUUAUUAGCGGUAUCGGCCAGGGCGUAGUAUAUGUCAUCUGCCCAAUGUACAUCGGCGAGAUAGCCGAUAAGGAAAUCAGAGGCGCUCUCGGUUCCCUUAUUAAGUUAAUGGUGACCUUCGGAGAAUUGUAUGCCCACGCAGUAGGCCCCUUCGUAUCCUACGAAUAUCUUUCUUACAUCUGUAUGCUGCUGCCACUGAUAUUCUUCUUUACCUUCCCCUGGAUGCCCGAAUCGCCGUAUUUCCUGCUGAUGAGAAAUCGCCAGAACGAUGCGAUGGCGGUUCUGAAACGUUUGAAGCGUCGCAUUUCUGAGGAUCAACUAGAGGAAGAUCUGCAAGAGAUGCAGAAGACGAUCGUCCGCGAUCUCAGAGAUCGCGGUCACCUUGGAGAUUUAUUCAAUACACCCGGCAACCGACGCGCUAUCAUCAUCAGUUUUGGCCUGCAACUGGUUCUCCAGUGCAGUGGUAUCGCCGCCAUCGAGUCGUACACUCAAGAGAUCCUCGAAGAGGGCGACGGGGCUCUACCUGCUGGUAUCAUGGUCAUUUUGCUUAGCAUAUUUCAAUUGAUCGCCGGUGUCGCAGCAGCGAUUCUGGUUGAUAAGCUCGGUAGACGGCCGUUGCUUUUGAGCACCACUUUUCUGAGUGGGAUCACGUUGACCAUUGCCGGUACUUUUUACUUGCUCAAGUUUAUGUACAACGUUAAUAUGACCGGAUACGGUUGGAUACUUCACUCAUCCGUGAUAUUUUACGAGCUGAUUAUCGCUUUGGGCCUGAAUCCGCUACCAUAUAUGAUGCUGGGCGAGUUAUUUUCAACUAACAUCAAGGGCGCCGCUGUGUCAUCGACUAAUGUGAUGUCCUCGUUGCUGGCGUUCGCCGUGUCCAAAUUGUAUCAGGUGAUCUCCGACAGUUAUGGAGUGUACACGGCCUUCGGCUGUUUCGCCUGCAGCUGCUUCAUCGGCUUAAUAUUCAUCGCGCUAGUCGUACCCGAGACCAAAGGCAAGUCGCUGUUGGAGAUCCAAGAGGAGCUUCAUUGUAAGAACAGGAAGAAGAAAACAGAAAGAAAAUCAGAAAACAGGAACAAUGAGCAAAUUCAAAUAAGUACGAUAACUUAAGUCGAUAGACUAAAAUAAGGAUAUUUAUGAGAAUUUACGCACGAUAAUUUUCGAAUAAUAGAAAUAAGCGACGUACGUGUUCCGGAUUAUGGGACAUUCGACAGGGAAUCUCGAGGCAGACGAUCGGCUUUCCGGUUACGUCCAGGUCGAUCAUAAAAGCGAGCGAGCAAUAUUUCCAAUCAUCAUCGGUAAGAUUAAUUGCAAUAUUUGAAUACAUAAUUGGACUGUCGCUUUAAUAAGAAUGAAAAUAACGCGUUAUUAUUUGGAAAAAUCAAGUGGACAUUAAUAUAUACAAAAUGAAUGUCCACAAAAGUCAAAGAGCAUUCCCUGUCAAAAGUCAAUACUUUCAUACAGAAAAUUAAAAAAAGGAAGUUUGAAUUUUUACGUUGUUAUAGUCAAAGUCUCUUGUAUUUUAAUGGAAGUUUUAUUUACUAUUUUGGAAAGUUUUUUUUCCACAUUUUAUCGCGUAAUGUAAAAGAGACUCACAAUUAUAUAAAGUUUAAACUAUAUUCGGAGGAAGAAUACCUCAGAUAAGAAUUAGCUUGUAAGAGUUUAAUGUUUAAAAAAGGGCCCUUAUAUUCCAUUGAAGAAGGCGCUUCGAUUGAAGUAAUGAGAUCGCCGAAAGAGCAUUUCCCGAUUCAGAUAUCAUCAUAUUAUAUUAUGAUUAAAGAGAAAUUCUGGUACGCAAUAAUGAUAAAUCUGUUUGGAUUACAUUUAAAUUUUAAAUUUCAAACUUGAAUUGAAUUUAAAUUUUACAUGUGCAAAUUAGCGCUUGUCAUUUGUACAAACAUACAUUUUAAUUCCAAAAUAUCUCAAUUCAAAUAAUUUCAUUCAAAAACAUGUGUCAAAUUGCGUGGAAUCUGCCAGAAAAAUAAUGAUAAAAAUUCAAUAGUUCCUUGUUCAACAUGAGCAACAUGUGAAGAUUGAUCGUUUUAUUUACACACAAGGCGCACGAGUUGAGUGUAUUUAGCGAACGCAAUAGUUGUGCGGAAUCAUAACAAUUGCCCCUACGAUGUAUAUUUUUAUCUAUCAAAGCAGAUUUGUGUGCUUUCCGAGAACCGAUCACUUUUCGUGAAUCGAUCACUUAAACUCAACCUCUGACUGUUGCGUUCGCUGUAAAUAAUUUUUUACAUUCACUUGCAACAAUUGUAUAAGUAACAGUUCAAUUGUUGCAUUGAUUUUGAAUUGAAAUGAUUAUGUGAUUGAUGUUAAAUCGAUCGGCAAAUGUCUCGAUAGGCGAAAGAAUCUCAGCCGAGAAUAAUGCGAAUUUACAGUUUGUCCGAUGGUUUCCGAAGAACCGUUUCAAAAGAAUCGCUUCUUCGAGAACCAUCGUAUGAUCCAAUGUGCGUUUUAGCUAGGCCCCCAAGCAUGAAAGAGCAAUCUUGCAUGACCACCUUUUCAUCCCUUUUAGGCAGGGUUAAACUGAAACUUAAGACUGCUAGUUUUUAAUUAAUAUAUUUUUUUAUUCAUCUUUUGAUGAAUGUGUGGGCAAGCUUUGAACAGGCGAGAAAUUCUCACGAAUUUAGGCAGAAAAGCAUCCGUUUUGCUUUAUUUCUGCAAGAUAAAUCAUUUUUCAUGAUGAGAUAUUCAGUGAGUACAACGGUCGCCUGAUAAUUGAUAAAUCGGAUUUGAUUCCGGCCUGUAUUCACCCUCACAGAUUAAAGUUUGAGAAUGGGAUUUAUAAUAUCUCCACAAAAACUCGUUGAAAGAAAUAAAUUCUGUUUCCUAAUUACGAUAUUAUUACACGAUUAAGAACAUCUUUUUAUCUCUUUAAGGCAGAGUUAAACUGAAAUUUAAGAUAAUAACGAGCAACGACGAAUCCAAAUAAAUAUAAAAUAUGUACAUAUGUUAAAGGAUUAUUAUCUGAAACAUUGCGCAUGAUAAUUUUUUAAUAAAAAAUAAUUAAUUUUUACUGGAAAAUUAUCAAAAGCGCAAACAUAAAAAGAAUGCUUACGCAAUGGCAUGAUAAUAACUUCCUUUUUUUUUUUACUUAUCGUCCUUUAGAGAUCUAAUAACAUGAUUAAAUAUUUCUUUUAUUUUUUGCUCAUUUUUUUUUUUAACACAAAGAUAUAUAUGAGAGUGACGGUCGGUGAUCGAAUUCGAGAUCUAUCGAUUAUCAACCAAUCGCUUCGGAGCCCAUGUAUUGCUCCGACUAUUGAUGUAUAUUUCCCUUUUAGAUAAGGAGACAUAUGCGUUAUAAAAAUAGCGCUUCGGCGUAGAAUAUAACUGGCCCGUUAUUAGAGUUAAAGAAAAAUACACUCACGCGUUAUUUCGACGUGGGCUAGAAACUCACCGGGAUAUCAUCCGGUGCGUGCUUUCGUGCGUAAGUGGUCGUCGAUAAUAAGUGGACCGACACGAAGAAUCCAAAUUGGUUUCGAUAUAAUCGGGUUAAUGGCACCUCCCUCUCUCCAUUAAGAGGAAGGAUUUAUUUUUGCCUCCGGCGACACGAUCCACCUGUUACCGCAGACCAAAGAAUACAUAGCUAUGUUUGACGAGUAAACAGUCGAAAGUAUAUAAAUGAACAGAGCAUCUACACUCGCUCGUAGAAAUAAUUAGCGAAAAAUUCGUCCAUCAAAUUCGCUUUAAUUAUUACGGCUAUGCGAAGCACGCCUUUUUUCUAAAUAUCUUAUAUCUUAUAAUAUCUUAACUCUCGAGUGUGUCAAGUAUGUUCACGCUAUUGCAUGACUCUCUACACGUCCCUUUUAGGCAGGGUUCAAAGACUAAAUGAAUUUCGUUUGAACUUCAGAUUUCUACAAUGUAGAAGUUUGCAAUAUACGUUGACAAUAAAAUAAAGUUACUAUUUAAUUCGCACUUA